Seminavis robusta is the source of this 2094-nucleotide messenger RNA. NCBI's taxonomy places the organism in Eukaryota, Bacillariophyta, Bacillariophyceae, Naviculales, Naviculaceae. The record is from the annotation of a GenBank genome assembly.
CACGGAGUGAAAUCCUGUGUCCGCCCAGUUUGAGCUAUCUAUAAAGUUGGAGUGGAGUAUGGAUGUUGAGUAUAAGAUGAUGUCCUGAUUAGUGCAAGACAAGACCAGCUGACUACCGGUAGCUGAUACAGUACCGUAUAACCGAGCCAAAUGGGACGACGACUGCGGCUCGGCAAGGGCAAGUCUCCAUCCUCAACUACUAGUAGUACUGGUACUUCUACUAGUACUUCAUGUAGUAGUUAUGGUUGGAUCAAAGUCUUGAUUGGCUUGGUUGGCGCAGUUGUGAGCAUUUCACAAUUGAUCCUUCUAGAAGGAAACAAGGCUGCAGUGUCUACAUCAUCAUCUGCCAUUAUUGAUACCACCUCUGCCACUGCUACCCAAGAGAAACUACCAUCACCAGUGCUCCCUUCCAGCGUAGCGAUGAAACCGACAAAAGGAAUCCCCCGCGUGCUGGCCAUUGUGUUUCCUCAGUAUCACCAAGAUCCACUCAAUGAUCGAUUAUGGGGCCCCGGCUUUACGGAUUGGGACAAUCUACGAGCGGCGCCGCUCCGCAAUCGACUGGGAUUCGAAAUUCCAAGACCCCUCCACUCGCACUAUUAUGAUUUGACCAAUGCCACGGUUCGGAAAUGGCAGGGACAAAUCGCACGGCAAUGCGGAGUGGAUGGAUUCGUCUUUCAUCAUUACUGGUUCUAUGAUAAAGAAGAAGAACAACAACCGGUUCUAUCCGCUCCGCUCCUGGCGAUGCUGCAAGAUGGCCAACCGGAUAUACCAUUCUUCUUGAAUUGGUGUGACAGUAGUUGGGUCGAUACCUGGUUGGGAGUUACCAAAAAACACACCAACAAUAAACAGGGCGACACGGUCCUCCAAACACAAUACUUUCCCGACGAAAAUAAUGAUGACGACGCCAUUGUCGCUCAUUAUCAAUGGCUCCGACAAUUCUUUCAUCAUCCAAACUAUAUCAAAGUAGCAGGACAACCGGUAUUUAUGAUUCAUCAACGAAAACCAAGUAGUUAUCCCAUUCUCAAACGCUUGCGGGAUCUGGCCGUGGCAGAUGGAUUUCCUUCGCUGUAUUUUAUCAUGGGCAUGAGUUUUACUCAUGCACAACUCUUUCCAUCCGGACUGUCACAAGGACAACGACGCGAUCGAUAUCCCAAAUAUUUGGUCAACAAAACAGUGGCGUAUCCCUAUCCACUCGAUUGGAUGGAACGACAAGUCCUUCAAGUACCACAGUGGUGUAGUAUCGACAACGAGCAGCGCAUCGACACGGAACUACCGGGCAUUCUGACAUCGUUUGACAAUACACCCCGCCGGGACCUGGAGAGUGCGCAUUUGUGGUCGGCCGACGAACCCGAUCGGGUCGUCCAGAGGUUCUCCCAGAGUCUCACGGCCGCCAUUUAUUACCAAACGUGUUGUUGUUUGCAUGACAAUGACGACAAUGACAACAGCGAUAAUGACAGUUUUGUCCUCAUCAAUUCCAUGAACGAAUGGGCCGAAGGAAUGAGCCUCGAACCAAGUACUGUAUUUGGUUGGCGGUUGCUGGAAGCAGUGCAACGAGCCAAAGCAGAUGUUAUCCAGGGGGGUUGCAAUGCGCGAACAACCUAAUGAAAUGAAUGAGUGCGGCAGUAGGAGUAUGAGAUCAUUGAUUGCUUGAGAUUGAUUGAUUCAAGAGCAAGAGAUGCGGGGAGGAACGAAUUCAAUCGGAAGUUCAGUUUGCCUCCACUGCAUGCACCAUUGGUUCAAUCGCAACACAAAGACAGUUGACUGAGAAGCAAAUUCAGUGUGCUCGAGCGCGCCUCGAUGAUUUAGUCUCUUAGUGGGACAUCUCGAGAUGGACCUCCGGUUUGUUGAUUCUUGGUCGCGACAAAACAUUAGGUCCUUUGGAAUGAACGUGGUGUUGGCUGUCACAAGCUCUGCAGCUCGCAGCCACACAACGAUUCCCUCCCAUUGCCCGAGCUGUUGCACUUUGUUGCAGCCAGUGGGGCACAGAUACAAACGGACUUUGUGGGAGAUCUCUCAGGGCAUUGCAAAACUGUAUGCUGCUCUAUUUUUGUAAACUUAGCAGUUAACUAGCUAGCUCUACAAAGCACCUCUGCC